Molecule: messenger RNA, 2154 nt
Organism: Leptopilina heterotoma
Lineage: Eukaryota; Metazoa; Arthropoda; Insecta; Hymenoptera; Figitidae
Product: piggyBac transposable element-derived protein 4-like
Exons: 3
Coding region: 78-1817 (579 amino acids)
Source: RefSeq, a predicted model, not a curated record
GAAACAGUACGAUUAAAAGACACAUGGGGCAUUUCACUACCCCAGUUACUCUGUGAUGUCACAAUAUUGUCAAGAAAAUGUCUCGACAUUACCUAAUACGCAACGCAAUAUCCUUGCAAAAUCAAUUGCUGGAGGGGGAAGAAAUCGUAGCUGAUGAUCUACCAUCCGACGAAGAAGAAGAUCAUGCAGAAUUAAUGUCAGAUUCGGAUUCAGAGGAAGACUUCGAAGAUGAUUUAAAUGAUUUAUCGAUAGAAACGGAUUUCAUAGAAAAGAAUGAUUGUAUCGACACUAUGCCUAAUAUCGUUUGUGGAGAAAAUGGACAUCAAUGGUUUACAAAAGAGUGGAAGAGGCUACCCAACGAUAAUCAAAUAGAAGAUGAGGCUUACCCAGGCCCUAGAGGAGAAGCGAAAAAUAUAAAGAGUCCUCUAGAAGCAUGGUCUCUAUUAUUCACUGAUAAAUUACUGGAAAAAAUAGUGAAAUACACCAACGAAUAUAUUCGCCAAUGGCGAAACGAAACAAAAACUUGUGAUGUAUUCUCCCCCACAUACUACGAUCUAAUCUUACCAGAAUUCAAAGCUCUCCUCGCACUUUUCUACUUCUCCGGUCUACAAAAAGCAGUCAACACAAAUUUAGAAGACUUAUGGUCUCUCGAUUUCGGGUCGACCUUAUACCGAAGUACAAUGCCACUAAACAGAUUCAAAUUCCUAGUUCAAAUGAUUCAUUUCGACGACAAGUCAACCAGACAAACACGUCGAGAAACAGACAAGUUUGCCCCCAUGAGGGAAAUAUGGGAAGACUUCAUCUCCAAAUGCACUCAAUAUUAUUCACCGACACUAUAUUGUACCAUUGAUGAUCAUGUACUCUCCUUUCAAGGACCAUGUCCCUUCAAAGUUUACAAUUGCGCAAAACCGGACAAGUACGGCAUGAAAAUUAUCAUGCUCAAUGAUUCAAACACCUUCUACAUGUACUCCGCAGAACCGUAUGUGGGGACAACAGAGAAAGAAUCUACGGAAAGUUUACCAUCGUACUACAUUCGCAAAUUAUCAGAAACAAUUCAGGGUAGCUGGCGAAACAUCACCUGUGACAAUUGGUUCACUUCGACGGAAAUUUUCGAUAAAAUGCUGCAAAAUUCGAUCACAAUGGUGGGUUCCAUUCGCAAAACCAAAGGUCAAAUUCCCCAGAGUUUGAAGAGCGAUGCUCCUUUGUAUUCUUCAAAAUUUCUAUUCGAUGAAACGAAGACACUUGUCAAAUACGUUCCUAGGGAGGAUAAAUUCUUACUGACCAUGUCUACUCUACACUCUUUGGUCGAAAUUGAAAUGGACACAGAGAAGCCUACUAUCAUUUCAUUCUACGAUAGUACAAAAGGAGCCACUGAAUAUUUUAACAAAUUGUGCGACGAAUACACCGUGGCUAGAAAAACAUUCCGAUGGCCUUUACGCUUUUGGUAUGGUAUGAUGGAUCAAGCUGUAAUCAACGCCUUGAUUUUGCACAAUUUUAACUAUGAAAAUCCAAAUUUAACUCGGAGGGAGUUUCUCAAAAAACUAGUCAAAGAACUCGUGGAACCACAAUUGAGACUACGGCUUUCUUUCCCGAAUCUUCGACAGGAAUUACGGAUGUCUAUUCAGUCUAUUUUGCAAGUAAAUGCAACACCACCACCGCCACCUAAAAGUCCCACGAAAGUAAGAAAAGCGACUCGCUGCAGUCUUUGCCCGAGAGCUGCAGACAGGAAAGUCAAGACUGUGUGUAAAAAUUGCCAACGAGCUGUUUGUGAAGAUCACAGAAUCAUACUGUGUUCUGUCUGUUCAAUUACCGAAUGAAUUUUUUUUUUCAUUUUUCUAUUUCUCAUCUUUCUUGUCUCAUAAUUUCCAAUCUUUCUAUUAGAUGUCGAUAACAUCUGUUAAUUGAUUAAAACUUUAUGACCAACCACAAAUAAAUAAAAGUUUGUUAAUUAUAUUUUUAAUAAAUACGAAUUGUAUAGUAAAUUUGUAAGCAGAAGUUCCUGCAGUAUUUAAAUUAGUUUCGGCUCUCAGUCGAUUUUCCUGUAACUUUUCGAAGUUCUUGUAGAGAAUAAUAUUCUCUUUUUAUAUUAUAAAAAAUGAUUAUAAAUUAAAGUUACAGAAAAAUCGACUGGGAGACAAAUCUAAUGUAAAUUUU